This is a messenger RNA of Aureobasidium vineae, 1513 nucleotides long. Lineage: Eukaryota; Fungi; Ascomycota; Dothideomycetes; Dothideales; Saccotheciaceae. The record is from the annotation of a GenBank genome assembly.
AACUCUGUUUGUCUUUACCAUAACUACAAUGUUGACUAAUUCUCGAGAGUACCAAGAUAUUUUCCAUUGGGCAGAGACUCAGCAGGACGGAGCUGUGCCUUCCUUCGGAACCAGAAAGAAUGAUCCUUACGAGGUCGGUCUUCAACGACCAAAUCUUCUAUAUCGCAUGACUGACCUUGAGCAACAGUACCAAUCCGGAUUCAAUAACAGUCCCAGAAAUGUGCGGUUUGGUUUGUAUGCUGAGCAGAUGACCGCUUCUGCUUUUGUCGCACCCAGACACCUGAACAAGAAAGCAUGGCUAUAUCGAGCAAGACCCUCAGUGGCUCACCAAGGCUUCGUAAGUAAUCACCGCUGCUGCCAGAUUCCCUCGACCAACUUUUUCGUUAGANCAGACCUUCCAGACAACCUUGACACAGAGUCCAAUUUCCUUCCGAGUAACCCGAGAGUUCGUCUCUCUCCCACUCAAUUAGCCUGGCUUCCGUUUGAGAUCCCAAGUGGCAAUGAUGUCGACUUCGUUGCAGGACUGAAGACCAUCGCCGGAUCUGGUGACCCAACCCUGCGAGAGGGCAUCGCUACACAUGUCUACGCCGCGAACACGAACAUGGACAAGACUGCCUUUGUCAACUCAGAUGGCGACUAUCUCAUCUGCCCACAGCAAGGUACCCUCGACAUUCAGACCGAGUUUGGCAUGCUGUUCGUCCAGCCUGGAGAGAUUGUCGUACUGCAACGCGGUCAAAAGUUCAAGGUCAAUCUGCCCGACGGCCCAUCUCGCGGAUACGUUCUUGAGAUCUGGGGUGCCAACUUUGAGCUCCCAGAGUUGGGUCCUCUUGGUGCGAAUGGUCUGGCCAAUGCGAGAGACUUCUUGCAUCCCGUGGCCAAGUAUGAAAUCGUACAAGAGCCUUGGUCUGUCACAUACAAGCUUGGUGGCAAGUUCUUCAGAAGUACUCAACAACACAAUCCGUUUGAUGUCGUUGCCUGGCAUGGCAAUUACGUACCAUACAAGUACGAUCUCACCAAGUUCGUCAACGUCGGCUCUAUAUCUGUGGAUCACAUCGACCCCAGCAUCUUCUGCGUUCUCACAGCUCGUUCUCGCGACCCCACUGCACCCCUGGCCGACUUCCUCAUCUUCUCGCCGAGGUGGGACGUGGCUUCGCACACAUAUCGCCCACCAUAUUUCCACCGCAACGUUGCUUCGGAGUUUAUGGGUCUGCUGUAUGGUGACUAUGGCGGUCGUUCGGAUGAGUUCCAACCUGGCGGUGCCUCAUACGAGUGUGGUAUGGUUCCACACGGUGUCGCCUACGAGGAAUUCAAAGCUGCUACCGAGAACGAACCUCCUGUCAUGCAGAUCUCAAAGGGAGCUGUGGCAAUCAUGUUCGAGAGUUCGAGGCCAUUUACUAUCACCGACUUUGCCUGGAACACCGACAAGAAGCAUGAACAUGAUCCCAAGAUGUGGGACAAUCUUGUUGGUAUGUCUAACCAAACCAAACUCUUGUCCUUGGACUCUGCUUACCUC